AUGGAUUCGGGAUAUGUUACUGCUGGUUUCCUAGCAGGCACUACCUUACUUUUGGGAUAUUUACUCAAAAAAUCAUCAUCGUCAAGUAAAGAUGAAUCAUCAUCGAAAACAUUGACAAAGGAAGAAAUUGAAGACAUGUUAGCAAAAGCUAGCAAGGAAAUCGAAGCAGGAUUAACAUUAAAUGCUUCCGAUGAGAGAACUCAAAAGCUUAAUGCUUUAAAACAACUUGUAAAAUGUGUCUACGAUCUCUACGAUAUUCAUUAUACUGAGAAUUUACCAGUGAACAAACAAAUUGAUUGUGAGUGUGCAUACGGAUUUAAACGUGAUGAAUUCAAGGAUCCAGCUGAAAAGCUUGUCGGAAAGAUCACAGCCCAUAAUUCUCUUUUAUUGUUUCUAACCAGAGUUCGUGCCACAGAAUGGGACUCAAAUCCAGAAGAAACACAAUUCCCAAUGCUCUCUAAAGCAGCUGCUCUUUUAAAAAAGAAAAAAGUGAAAAUUAGUAUUGCAGAAGCAUACGAUGGAGAAAAGGUGGAGGGAAAUACUUUUGUAAUGUUUCCCGAGCAAGUGAAAUUUACAAAUGUCAAAGAUGAAGUUGAAUUGGACAAGCUUAUCAACUUUGUUUUGACUGGUCAGGGAUCUUCCGACGUUGACACCUCAAAGAUUGAAAGAAAUAUCAACCAAAGUACUAUUUUAAUUUGCUGUCAUCAUCAAAGAGAUCAACGAUGUGGAUACUGUGGUCCAAGAUUGUACGAAGCAUUCCGUGAUUUUUGUAUUAGACAACAAGUAGACAUUGUUUUGAGAAGAGUGAAUCAUUUAGGAGGUCACAAGUAUGCAGGAAACGUUGUGUGUAUCUAUCAAAACAAGAAAAUGCAAAAACAACCAUGGUUCAUCGAUUGGUAUGGAUUUGUGGAUUUGAGAGACGCAGAAAGAUUAAUGUAUGCCCAUUUCGAUUUUGUUGACAAUCCACAACCAUCAUACAGGGUUAUUAAGGAGUUGUGGAAGGGAAGACCAUCCAUGAAUAAGGAAAUGUUUGAAAAGUUUUUAAUGAUGCAAUAA
Naegleria lovaniensis is the source of this 1056-nucleotide messenger RNA. RefSeq lists its product as uncharacterized. NCBI's taxonomy places the organism in Eukaryota, Heterolobosea, Eutetramitea, Acrasida, Naegleriidae. The transcript has a single exon. The record is from RefSeq and is a predicted model, not a curated record. Bases 1 to 1056 code for a protein of 351 amino acids.